Molecule: messenger RNA, 1582 nt
Organism: Leucoraja erinaceus (little skate)
Lineage: Eukaryota; Metazoa; Chordata; Chondrichthyes; Rajiformes; Rajidae
Product: kinesin-like protein KIF11-B
Biological process (GO): microtubule-based movement; mitotic spindle assembly
Cellular component (GO): spindle microtubule; nucleus
Molecular function (GO): plus-end-directed microtubule motor activity; microtubule binding; ATP binding
Source: RefSeq, a predicted model, not a curated record
GUCAAGUCGUCAAGUUUUAUUCAUCACUUGCUCUGAUGAAUGCAUACUCGAGUCGUUCACAUUCGGUCUUUUCCAUCACAAUACAUAUGAAGGAGAUGACCGAUGAUGGGGAGGAGCUAGUAAAAAUUGGCAAGCUGAAUUUAGUGGAUCUUGCCGGGAAUGAAAAUAUCGGCCGUUCUGGAGCUGUGGAUAAAAGAGCUCGUGAAGCUGGCAAUAUCAAUCAGUCGCUACUUACUCUGGGAAGAGUAAUCACAGCAUCGGUGGAGAGAACCCCUCACAUACCCUACAGAGAAUCGAAACUUACCAGGAUUCUUCAGGACUCUCUUGGGGGACAAACUAAAACUUCAAUCAUUGCCACCAUUUCCCCAGCUUCAUUGAAUCUUGAAGAAACCUUGAGCACUCUGGAUUAUGCCUAUCGUGCAAAGAACAUUUUGAAUAAACCGGUUAAUCAGAAACUUACCAAGAUGGCCUUAAUAAAGGAGUAUACUGAAGAGAUUGAGAGACUGAAGCGGGAUCUUGCUGCAGCACGUGAUAAAAAUGGAGUGUUCAUGACCGUAGAAAGCUACGAAUUUAUGCAGAGUAAAGGGACUGGUCUGGAAGAACAGAUUAGUGACUAUGUUGUAAAGAUUGUUGCUAUUGAAGAGGAGCUGAAACAGGUUAACGAGCUAUUUCUGGAUGGCAAGUAGGAGCUUGAACAUUGUGUGACAGAACUGCAGCAACAAGAGCAGGUACUUCAGGAAACUUGGCAAGAUUUGGAGUUGACCAAAGGAAAGCUGUCUGAAGAGGAAUUUGUUUGUGAUGCCUAUGCUUGCACUGAGAAAAAGCUCUACAGGUGGUUGAAAUGAGUACAAGAGACGUGUCUGGGCUUCACUAAGCUUGACUCUUUGCUAGGUUGUUAAUCUGUGUGAAGACUCCUGCUGAAUAAACGUAUGUUUAAAGCAACUCCGGUGUCCGGUCGAUUAUUGUCGAAACAACCGAUGUAAGAGAAAAACGAGACUCACAAGAGCAAAUCUGGUUGAUGAGACUGGUGGAACGAUAGCAUCAAAUGUCGAUUAUUUCACUUUGGAUGUUAGGUAUCAUCGUCCCAAAGGGUCAUUGUAGCAAUGUGCAUGAGACAAUAUGAAUAUCACUGUACCUUAAUUGGUACGCGUGACAAUAAAAUACCUUUGAAACCUUUGAGGUGUUUGCUGGUUGUCAAAAUGCUUGAUGGAGUUUGCCCUUAAUAAAAUUAACACAUUGGCUUUUAAGUUACAUUUUGCUUCGACUUUAGUUUCCACGAAAGCUGGUUCGUUUGAAUAAACCAUAUCGCCUCUGUUCAUCCUAUAUUCCUGAGGAAGAUAUAUUCCUGAGCCAACAACUCAGGGUCUCCUGCGGUAAUGUAAUCAUAAGCUGAUGACGAGUAAUGCUGCUUCCUCACUUGAAUGAACACUAAAGACAUUUCUUACAUUCCUCCAAUCAGCACAGCAAUGGAAGUCUCAUCGUUAAGGAGGGGAAUGGGACAGUCUGUUACCUGCUCUGUCUCAAAGACUUCAGAGAAGGGGUGGCAUAGUGGUGCAGCGGUAGAGUUGCUGCCUUAGUGCUA